AUUACCUUCCUCAAGUCAAUUAUUACAAAAUCGUCUGGGUUCCACCCCUUUCCCUUUCUAAAGCUCAACAAGGAUGCUGCUUGGAAUAAAGACCAACACAAAGGUGGUCUCCAGAUAGUGAUUCGGGACCAUUCUGGCCAGAUAUGCUUAGCAAAAUCUGAACCCGCCUCUUAUAUUCUACUGUGUGAAGCUAUCGCAAAGCGCAAUGGACUAUUCGAAGCACUAUCAGACAGUGUUGCGAAGAUCAUGGUGGAAACAGACUGCAAAGAACUCUGGUCUUACGUCUCAAAUUCACUGGCUAUGGUGCCUAUAGCAGCACAACCUGUGCUAGAUUAUAUCAUUCAUUUGUCCAGUUAUUUUCAUGAAUGUAAGUUCCAUUUUGUUCCUAGGGAGCUGAACAAAAUUGUAGACUCCCUAGUUAGGAAGGACAUGCCGGUGACAUGUACGACAAUUUAGCCCAAUUUCACUCCAUGGUUGACGGAGUUCGCCACAUUUGAAUGAAUAAGUUUCCUCAUACCCGAAAAACAAAAUCUCUCUCCCCCUCUCUCCCUCAAACUAUUCUUAUCUCUCUCAACAAGGCCAAAAGAAACAAAGUUGGAUGGUCAUGGUUUUUGCAUUUCAGUCAUCAACGACUAUUCUUUAUAAUUCAUGCGAAUAUGAUGAACCCUCAACCCAGGAAGUGUGAAUAACAAGAGCCUUGAAUUCAGGAGCUUUUCAAGCUUUCAUCUGAUAAGUUCUAUAUGAUGAACCUUUGGUUUCAUGGAACUGAAAGAAACCAAAAAUGCUGGUUUGAGAGAGGGAUGCACGACUCUUUCUGUAAGAAACAAAGCAGGAAGAAACUCCAACAGUUCAUGUCAGAUAAGAAAAAACCAGCAAAUUUCCUAGAGUAUAAUUAACUGCAACUAGGUAUAAUAGAUUCCAUCAGCAGUACACAUACACACAAAGGAGAGAGAGAGAGAGAGAGAGAGAGAUAUAGAGAGAGAAACAAACACAUGGAGAGUGAGUUGAAGAACAUCAUCAAGGUUUGGGUUUCAGGUUUUGCAUCUCUAAGCUAUUGUUACUUGAUAGCAAGAAGGAUCCCCAAGGGAAAGUUCAGACUCCUGUCCAUCAUCCCCAUCUUCUGCCUCUUCCUUCUCCUCCCACUUAUCUUCUCCACCAUGCAUUUCAGAGGUUACACAGGUUUCUCCCUUGCUUGGCUAGCUAACUUAAAGCUCCUACUCUUCGCCUUUGGUCAAGGUCCUCUAUCACUUGACCCAUCAAUGCCAUUUCUACAUUUCAUCGCCGUAGGUUGUCUCCCCAUCAAAAUUAAUUACCAAUCUCGACAUGGUAGCAGUACUGCGAAUGAGAACCCAUCUCCCCUUCCCAAGUUGCCUUACCCCAUUAAAGUGGUACUUUUACCUGUUGUGAUUCGUUUGUAUGAUUACAGACAAAACCUCCAUCAACAAUUUGUCAUGUUACUGUGUUGUUCCUACACCUACUUUGGCGCGGAAAUCAUUCUUGGCACUGUGGCAUACCUUGUCAGUCUUGUAAUAGGCCUAGAACUAGAACCAACAUUCAAAGAACCCCAUCUUUCAACCUCUCUUCAGGACUUCUGGAGUCGACGGUGGAAUAUCAUGGUCCCCAAAAUUCUGCACCCCACCAUCUAUGAGCCUACACGAUGUCUCGCUGUGCAGCUAUUGGGUAAUGAGUUCGAAUCAGUGCCUCGAGUGGUAGCUAUACUGAACACAUUUUUUGUGUCUGGUCUGUUGCAUGAGCUCCUGUUUUUUUAUAUGGGUUAUUGGCAACCCACAUGGAAGACCAUGUAUUUCUUUGCUCUCCAAGGGGUUUGUUUGGCAGCUGAGGUUGUCGUGAAGAAGGAAUUAGCCACUCGUCGGUGGCAGUUGCGCUUGCAUCCUGCAGUUUCAUGGUCACUGGUCAAUGGGUUCCUUUUUAUUACCAUUUCCUGGCUGUUAGUAUCAGAUAUUAUACAGCGUCAGCUGGAUAUCAUGGCGAUUAGUGAGUACAAAGCUUUAGAAGGGUUCAUAAAGGAUCUAAGUGGCUUUGGGGCAUGACACGGCCCACAGUGAUGUGAGGGUUUAUUAGGCUUCCAAAAAUUUUGUGAUACUUUUAUCACUUUUAAGCUUUAAACAUCAGCUGGGAUAGUGUCUACAAACACUUGUUUGGUGCAUAAUCCCAGCCUUUGGUUGCCAUUUAGGAA
Messenger RNA from Macadamia integrifolia, 2197 nucleotides. RefSeq names its product probable long-chain-alcohol O-fatty-acyltransferase 5. Bases 993 to 2051 code for a protein of 352 amino acids. The record is from RefSeq and is a predicted model, not a curated record. Gene Ontology annotation, biological process: lipid metabolic process. The transcript has a single exon. Lineage: Eukaryota; Viridiplantae; Streptophyta; Magnoliopsida; Proteales; Proteaceae.